UCUCCGAACCCGACUUAAUUAUAGUACCAUUUCCCACAAAAAAUUACGUCCUAACCUGUCACAGCUGUUUAACGAAUUUUACAGGUGUUUGACUAGCAAUCUGUUAUAAUCAGAUGAUUUGAGUUUGUCAACCAGUAAUGAGAUGACUUCUGAAUUGUCAGCCUCCUGUGUUGAACAGGCUGUGCACCAGUUUUAUCAGAAUGCAGGCAGUCAGCAGCAACAACAGAUCCAGCAAUGGCUGACUCUAACCCAGAUUUCCCCAGAGGCCUGGAGCUUCUGCUGGGAGCUUCUCUCCCCUGAAAAGACUGUGGAAGUAAAAUUCUAUGGAGCAAAUACUCUUUAUGCAAAAAUCUCCAGAUACUGGGCCGAGGUACCUCCGGAACAAUAUGACAAUCUCCGUAGUAGAUUACUACAGAAAAUCAUGGAGCUGUGUAGUGGAGAUAAAAUUGUCACAACACGCCUUUGUAUCUCUUUGGCAUGUCUGAUCCUACACAUGACCCCUGAGGAGUGGCCUGACCCCGUCCCUCAACUUAUCUCUACCUUCCAGUCCCUCCAGAAUGUCACAGAAGUUCAGAGAUGCCAAGUAUUGUUAGAGAUUCUCCGUGUGCUUCCAGAAGAAUUUUUCAGUGCCAAUUUAAGCCAAAGCAGGAGAUUGGUUCUGAAAAAUGAGCUUCUCAAAAGUCUUUCACAUGUAAUUCCCCUGCUACAAAGCCUAUUGUUGCCCGGUGCCCCGUCAGAAAUACAGAAGUCUGUGUUACAGUGUUUCUCCAGCUGGUUAGAUUUAGGCUCCUUGUUCAGAGAGGCAGAGAGCAUCAUUUUACAGACAUUCCAGUGUCUCCACAAUCCAGAUCUGUUUGACACGGCUGUAGAGACCCUUGUGAACAUCUUCACUCACCCCAGCUGUGAAAGGUAUCAAAACACAAUGAAGAAAUAUCUGUCAUGUGUUUUGGGGUUACAGGACACAUUCAUGAAGGCUCGGGACUCUAUGGAUAUGGAUGUUUGUCAGAGGGUGGGACAGAUCAUUAUUUCCUAUGCUGAAAACAACAUCUCCCUCUUACUUGAGUGGGCAAUUAGUCCCGAAACAAGGGAGACAACAACCAACUUCAUAAAUCUAGUCCUGACCUGCACUGCAAUUCCUGGCCAUUUUCCAGUGGAUGAGAAUUUCAGCAACAUGUUUUUCACGUUUUGGUAUCUCUUACAAGAUGGUAUACAGGACUCCCCUACUGACCGAUCUAAAGUCCUACACCAGAUGUUUUGUCCAGUGUUUCUGUCCCUCAUCCAGACUCUCCUGGUGAAAGUCCAGUACCCAGAGGAAGAGGAAUACAACUCGUGGACAAAAGAUGAAAAAGAACAAUUUCGGUGCUACAGACAGGAUAUUGGGGAUACAAUGAUGUAUUCCUACAGUAUACUGAGAGAACCCUUACUAGGCUUCAUGUGUAACACACUCAACAGUGCUGCUGAAAACCCAAAGGAGGCACAAUGGCAGUUGAUAGAGGCCAUUUUUUUCCUGUUUUCCUCGGUGGCGGAGAAUGUUGACCUGGAAGAGGAAGUUCAUAUACCGAGCAUGCUCAGUGUGCUUCCCAAACUUCCCUUCAACAACAUUAAGUACAUCUCAGGAGCAUUAAAAAUGAUCGGUUCUUUCAGUGAGUGGAUUAACUGUCACCCUGAGUCUCUAAACUCUGUGAUCCCCCUUAUUCUCCAGGGACUGCAGGGGCUUCAGAAUGGGGAGAUAGCAGAGUCAGCCACCAUGUCAUUAAAAGAUGUCACAGCAGAGAAUCUCGACCACAUACAACCAUAUGCUCCACAAAUCCUGGGGUCAUGUCAGCAUGCCUUUCAGAGUGGAUUGUUGAAGACUCGUGACAGUAUGAGGCUGAUGCACUCCGUGGGGCAGGUCCUAUCUGUGAUGAAGUAUGAGGAGAUUAUGCAAUACCUCACAGACCUACUGUCUCCUCUGAUUCAACAGCUCCAGAAUCUAGUCACACAAGAGCCCUCUACACCUGUUAAAGCCAGUAUCCUGUCCCGGUUGGCCAUACUUGGCUCAUUAUUUUCCUCACUGGACACUGAUCGAGACAGGGAGGAAGGACCUCAAAAGGUCAAGGUCAAACCUAAAUCAACAUCCCCCAAACCAGUGGCAGUGCUCCUCCAGCAGUUAGCCCCCAUUAUACAGAGUCUGCUAGCAAACUGGAUCAAUGAUCCAGGAAUCAUAGAGGGAGUCUGUGAUAUGUUUAAACAUGCCCUGCGGACACUAUUGGAUGAUUUUGCUCUGCUGUCUAAGGAUGUAGCCGAGAUGUUGGUACAGAUGUACCAGGUCAAUCCAAGUCCAGCCAUCUUAGAUUUAGCUAAACAGUUGAUUAUUAUGCAUCAUGAAGAUCCACAGUUAAAUACAGUGGUUACAGCUCUGUUAGGGAAUAUUUGCACAGUGACGCUGGAGCUUUUCACUAAAGGACCUCAGGACUACACUGACGUGAUUGAAGCUUUCAUGAAUCUCUUAUCUCAAGUUCUCAAGAAAAGCAAGAGUGUACUGACAACAGAACAAUGUGUGUUACAAAUCUCCAGUCUUUUUCACUCAGCUCUGCAGGCCUUGUCCUUACCAGAACACCAAACAGUCAAAGCCACGUGUUCGUUUCUGGCAAAAUUCCUGUCAGCAGGGGAAACCACUCCUGUUAUAAAGGCUCUUGUUCAGGAGGAAGGAAGUCUUUUACUGGAUAAAAUACUGAGAGCAGUAGGUGGUGAGGCUGCGAGGGGGUUGGUUGAAAACCUGUCUGAUGUUUUCUUAAUGAUUAAUAAACAUUACCCAGAAAACAUGCCAGUGUGGAUGAACCAACUCAUGAAGCAGGAGGGUUACCCCUCCCCCAAGGUCAGCCAAGAGGACAAAGAGGUCUUUAUCAAGGGUAUCCUCAGGGAGAAAAUCAACAAAAGGAAAAUACGUGAAGUAUCCAAGGAGUUUUCACUAAAGUGUCGUGGAUUAUUUGGAACUGAAUAUGCUGCAAAUACAGGGUUUUAGUGACCGAAAAAAAUGUUUUUUUUUGUUUUUUUUUUUAAGUGUGCAAUUCCAUCCAAGACAGUGUCAGUGACUUGCUUCUGUGAUAAGCUUAUUUUGACUCAUUUACCCCCAUUAAAAUAUAUACAAACAUCAA
Molecule: messenger RNA, 3137 nt
Organism: Saccostrea echinata
Lineage: Eukaryota; Metazoa; Mollusca; Bivalvia; Ostreida; Ostreidae
Product: importin-13-like
Exons: 29
Coding region: 143-3004 (953 amino acids)
Biological process (GO): protein import into nucleus
Cellular component (GO): nuclear membrane; cytoplasm
Molecular function (GO): small GTPase binding
Source: RefSeq, a predicted model, not a curated record